GAGCAGCAAUGUCACGAAUCACGUUGACUACCACCACCAGGACAACGAGCUGCACCACAAAACACCAGAAACCACCGUGAUUAUAGCCGACCCUACGGCGGGUAGCAGCAAGCAUGACGCUACCAACCCGGUCGCCAACGACGUCAAAACGAACACUAUAAUCGAACCUUCAACAAAACCAUCCUCCGAAAUGAUUGUGGCCCAACAGAGAAAUGGCAAGGAGGAAGAUGGCACCAGUGUCAUGACGGGGAAUAACCGUUUGAAACAAAACUUCAUGAUGAGUCGAAGUUAUUCCGUUGGGAAUAAGAUGACAGCGCCCUGUUCGCCGGUGUCAAGAAAGCGCGCCAUUUCUGUGACAACACCGAAGAAGACAGUCAAUAAAGAUCGCAACUCAGGCUAUAAUGUUGUAUCCGCAAGACGGGUCAUCUUAGAUGUGGAUCAGAACUCCGACGGGUCGUCGAUCUAUGAGCAAUUUGAAAUAAGCGGGGAUCGCCAUGAUAUGCGGUUUCCAUGGCAGCAUGACGUGCCUGUUCAGUGUGAUCUCGUGGAGACGCGAGAGGUCAGCAUUCAGACGGAUUUUGAACCCUGCAGUCAAUGCCAACUGAGACGUCUCUCCAACCUGUCGGAUAUAAGCGAUUUAGACUCAGCCAGUAACUACGGGACGUAUAUGGGGUUGAAACGAGGCAGUGCAGCCUCGUCAUCGCGCAAGUCCUCCGCAAAGGGCAAGAAACUGCAUCGGCAAAACUUCAGUCUCGAUCUGACCGAUUACCCAGGCUCAUCAAACGGUGGAUUAUUGGUUAACGGUGCAACAGCACCAGGCUCACCGACAGCCCUGUUCAGAAAUCGGUCGUCUCGGCUCUCUGUAUCGCGCCCUCUAUCUGACUCGGAUAUCAGUCGUAGCUCGAUGGACAGCUUCCACGGACACUCAAAGCUUUUCCAAAGACGCAAGGGAACUAUUGAAAAUAUAGCUACAUCUAAAAGUGGAAUAACCUUGACGAUAGAUAGGUGUGAGUCAGAUUCGUUGCCUUGCUCUCCAAUACCAUCACCUCUACCACAGGAAUUAGACAGCUCGUCCUACUUCAGACAGAAGCCCAAGGUUAUAGUCACUCACCAUGACGACCCAGAUGACGUUUCAUUAGGGAGGAGCAGCAGUAAUGGUUCUCAAGAUUCUUCUAGCGACAGUAGUUCCCUACGGGUACCCUCACCGGAAUUCCUGCAGACAAAGGCAAUAUUCACCAAGGAGAGAUCGGUGACUUCGAGCAGUGACGUGGAGGAUGACGAGCCAUCGGCCCGGCCACCAAACUCCAGGAUCCAUCAGCGAAGGGGUGCUGUCAUCUCGCAAGUCCCACCGUCCAGCUCUGAUGUCGCCGACGAUGAUGGCGGUGGCAGCAGUGUCAGCUGUUUACAAGAAACGGGUCCCGGCGGGACUAACUCUCCUCCACACCACGGCGAUUCGCUGUUUCCACCGACAUUAGGAUAUGAACAUAGAUGCAGCAUCAUGAGCACCGCCAGCUCUACUUUAGCAACUGUUGCUGCAGUACAUUUACAAGAUUACAUUGAGGCUAGUGCAACUGCCGGGUUCGACAGCAAUGGGUUCAAUCAAGACGGCAACGAUGGAGCAGAAACCAAAAAGAAACUGCACGCACUCUUCAAGAAAAAAUUUGGAAAGGACAAAGACAAGAGCAUGAUUGACGACAUCACAACAGUUUUUGCAAAUUUUAAAAUCAGAGACCAGGAGGAUUUGGAAUUCGCAACGUACAAAGACAAACAUUGGAGGGAUGUGAUCAUGGAGGUUAAUAAUAACAACAACACAAUGAACCACGUUCCUUACUCACCAUCAGUUGAAGAAAUCAAAAGACGGGACAAAGUCUGGGAGUUAUUUAGAAGCGAGUGUGUCUACUUAAUAGAGCAUAUUCUUGUCUUGAAAAAUGUUUUCCAGGAGCCCCUGCGAGCCAUGCAAUGCGAGGGCCACCUCAUGUACAUAGAACCGGCUAAAAUAUUUGCAAAUUUAGACGAGCUUAGCCAGGUCAGUGCCUCGUUCUGUCGUGACCUUAUCCGCAUGCUGCUAAACAAAGCAAGUAGAACAGAGUUCUGCCAUACGGAUGCAGUUGUAACUGCCUUUGCCAUGUUCGGUAACCGUGUGUGCCCAGCCUACCAGCGCUACUGUAUGAAUUACUCCGGGGCGCUCCACUACAUCGAGACGCUCAAAAAACACGAGGAUUUCACUGAAUUUGUGAAGCUUUGUGAACAAGACACUCGUUGCAAGAGACUCCAACUUGCCGAUCUCUUUGUGGCUCCCAUCCAACACGUUACCAAGUACCCCUUACUUCUGAAGGACAUCCGGGAACGUACGGAAGACCCUACGGAGAGAGCAAGUCUGAACGCCACACUGCAGGCCGUAGAGGUCGCUUUAAAUGAGCUGGACGGCAAGGUGAAAUGGCUCAGCAACUUCGAGAGACUGCGAGAGUUGCAACAAAUGAUCACGUGGCCUCCAGUUGAGGAGAUGGAUUCUAAGGUUGCCAUACCCGAGUUUUUGAAGGACAUGGUUUCCAAAAUGUCAAAGAGCAAUUUGCUGGCAAGUACUAAACGUACGCUACUCAACGAGGGUCCUCUGACCAUGAUAGAUGGAACAAAGUCCUCGGACAUGUACGUCUUUCUCUUCGACGACAUGCUUCUCAUCAGCAAGAUCCGCAAAAACACCAUGAAGAAAAAGUCGAUACCAGACGGCAUGGGGAUCAUGGCCACGCCGCCCGUACCCCGCAAGAAGGACGGGUUCUCCUUCGUCGUAUACAAGCCGCCCAUUCCCCUUGACAGAGUGUCUGUGAUUGAGAUCGAGAGCAAAAGAGCUGCAGCGAGUGGGUUAAAACAUGGGUUUGUUCUGCUACAGAACAGCAGAUAUCAGCAGUUUGUCGGGGCUUACACGUUAACGGCUGCAGACGAGACUAGCAAGCAAACUUGGUUAACCCAUUUGAAAAACGCUCGCGAAAAGUGGAUCCACAUGCUGCGAAGCGACGAAGGGGAUGACUUUGGUAACGAUGACAUCAAAAGAGACCGAAAGAGAACUCUUUGAGGGUACCGAGGGAGGCACCAACGGUGCCAAUGGAAUGAAUGCUGAAAACAAAAUGGCGGUCUACAUGAUGAGUCUGCCUGAUUGAAAGGCGAAUGAUGGCCGUGCGAUUUGGGGCACGCGGCCGGGGUAGACAGUGUAAACUACUGCGCGUUGAUGGUGUUUUAUUCACACAAGUCACCAAUAUGCCACGACACAGCACUAAAACUGCACUUUUUACACUCCGUGGUGUAUCAUUGCGACUACGUUGGGACUUGUGUUUGAAAUAAUGGAUCCUCGUUAUGGUGCAGAAUGAAGAUUUGAAGGGCUGGGGAUUCCUUGAACUGCCAAGUGAAAGUUUGUGAUUUGUUAUUCUCGUCGAGACAAGAGUUCCGAAAAUUUACGUGAGCGCGGUUUGAGCAACAACAGGCCGUUUUUUGUCACGACCUCCGAACACGUUUAUUUUGUGCGCUGAUGACGUCUUCGCCACGCAGUUUUUUGUUUGCAGCUGAUGAAGGCCCUUGAAACAUGAGAGGAAAAUUGAAGGACAUUUUUGCUGUUUCUGAAAACAUUUUCUAUUAGGUAGAAAACACACCUUCCCUGAUACCAAAUUGAUUGAACAGCAAUCAUGGUUAAGCAACGCCCUCUGGUUUAAGUUGUACUGGAAAGGCAACCCACAACUCGCUCUAAUACUUAGUCACAAGCUUGUGGCAAACAAUUUGUACGUGCACACAGUUUAUUUGUUUGCACCCAAAUACCGUUAACACUAUUAUUAUAACUUUAUAAUAAUGAUUAUAAGAUGUUUGCACCUGUUGAUAUGAAAACAAGGCUAGUGUCGUUGGCCAAUCACAACCGUUUCCUGUCUGAAGAGAGGGAUCAGUAAAAUACAUUAAACUUUAAAGUAGGAAAAUUCAAAAUUAAAAAAAAAUAAAAUAAAAAUACCCUUUUCACACUUGUUUGUCUAUAACACAUAAGGAUUUCUUGUUGAUCUUCCGUUGGUUAAACCUUGUUUUGUUGUUAAGCGAUGUCUCCGUUGGUUUUGUACACAGAGGGCGCCCUCAAUGUGACAAAGUCCUCCGUUUCACUGGUCCACACUCUCCCUUUGCCUUAUUAUACUUGUGUCGUGUGGGAGUUGAAACUUAUGUGGGUGGGACGCUUUGUCGCAAAAGAGUACAGAAUUAAAGACUGUAUACUAAUGCAGUUCAUGGUGCUUUAUCAUACGUUGAUGCAAUGGUAAAAUCAAACUAAGCUACUGCUCGUGACCGAUGCCUUUUUUUAUCAAGACUAUUAUUAAUAAAAACUAAAAAUGAAAGAACGUCGGAAUUGAAUGGAACAGUCACACGCACUGGACAUCAUUGGUGAUUACUAAAAUUUAUUGUUAGCAUAAGAACUCGCCCGGAACGAGCAAUGGAGAGAUGAUGAGAUUAAUGGUCUUUGACAAUUA
Molecule: messenger RNA, 4490 nt
Organism: Asterias rubens (European starfish)
Lineage: Eukaryota; Metazoa; Echinodermata; Asteroidea; Forcipulatida; Asteriidae
Exons: 19
Coding region: 191-3070 (959 amino acids)
Biological process (GO): Rho protein signal transduction
Molecular function (GO): guanyl-nucleotide exchange factor activity
Source: RefSeq, a predicted model, not a curated record